Messenger RNA from Cylicocyclus nassatus, 555 nucleotides. Lineage: Eukaryota; Metazoa; Nematoda; Chromadorea; Rhabditida; Strongylidae. The record is from the annotation of a GenBank genome assembly.
AUGAUAGCAAUCAUUUGGGCUUCAUCCAUUAUCUUGACACUCAUCAUCAACAUAUACGUGAAAUGUCGCUUCGUAUACUGGAGUUUACUGAAUGCAUUCGUUUUUGUUACAGAUGAGGCAUCAGAAUUCAAUGCCCGCUCCUUUUAUUUCACCAAGAAUCUUGGCACUUUUGUAUUAACAAUCUCAGUCGAUUUCAUAACUAUACUGGCAGUGAGGAAUACGUCAAAUAAGCUUGCAAAUAAGAGCAGGGAAUUUCAUGUAAGACGAUCAAGAGAACUAAACCUACUAAAGCAGGCUGUCGCUCAAGCCGCUGCUUUUGCGGCUCAAAUUUUCAGCAUAUCCUGGUUGGCAUGGCAGUUUGAUAAUGGAUGGGCAAUUUGGUCAUUUACUGUAGUAGCGUGGAACCUUCUGCAUUUGAUCGACCCAGUCAUCAUCAUAGCGUGCAACAAGGAAUUUCGUCGACUUAUCUUCUCCUUAACAAAGAUUUCUACUCAGCCACUGAAAUCUACUACUUCACUUCAUGCCGUAUUCCACUCGCGACAGAACACCUCUUGA